Messenger RNA from Scomber japonicus (chub mackerel), 2677 nucleotides. Its product is annotated as E3 ubiquitin-protein ligase SH3RF3-like. Bases 49 to 2571 code for a protein of 840 amino acids. NCBI's taxonomy places the organism in Eukaryota, Metazoa, Chordata, Actinopteri, Scombriformes, Scombridae. Gene Ontology annotation, molecular function: metal ion binding; protein binding. The transcript is spliced from 10 exons. The record is from RefSeq and is a predicted model, not a curated record.
GGUACAAGAACCAGUCGCCGCGGCGUCCCCACGGACACUGAAGCCCAGAUGCUCACCCUCUCCGCCGACAUGGACGAGUCUUCGUCGCUGCUGGAUCUGCUGGAGUGCUCGGUGUGCCUGGAGCGCCUGGACACCACAGCCAAGGUACUGCCGUGCCAGCACACCUUCUGCCGCCGCUGCCUGGAGAACAUCGUCAGCUCUCGGAACGAGCUCCGCUGUCCGGAGUGUCGCAUCCUGGUGGACUGCGGGGUGGACGACCUCCCGGCUAACAUCCUCCUGGUCCGCCUCCUAGACGGUAUCAAGCAGCGGCCCCAGCGAGGGAACGGUGGAGGAGGCAGCAGCAGGCAGUCCCUAGCCGGGGGCUCGCUGCAGGGGUACGCAGCCGGGAUAUCCGCUUCUCCCCCGGGCAGUGCAAUCAGAGAGCUGCCUGUAGCCACCAGGAGCUCCCCUGUAAAGAAUAUUCCAGCGCUGCCUUGCGGUAAAGCCCUCUACUCCUACGAAGGCAAGGAGCCAGGUGAUCUCCAGUUCUCCAAAGGUGAUAUCAUCAUCCUGCGACGCAAGGUGGAUGACAACUGGUACCAUGGCGAGCUCAAUGGUUGCCACGGUUUCUUGCCUGCUAGUUACAUCCAGCUGCUGCGUCCUCUCAGCCAGACUCCCCCCCAGGGCAAAGCACUGUACGAUUUCGAGGUCAAAAACAAAGACCAGGAUAAAGACUGUCUGGCCUUCAGCAAGGAUGAAGUACUGACAGUAAUCAGGCGAGUGGAUGAGAACUGGGCAGAAGGCAUGCUGGGAGACAAGAUUGGUAUCUUUCCCAUUCUCUAUGUGGAGUUAAACGAAACAGCAAAGCAGUUGAUGGAAAUCGACAAGCCCACAACAACUAACGUGCCAGGUCCGAGCUCUGAGCCAACUCCAUUGGACCCGUGUUCUCCUGGUGCCUCCCCCAGUUCCUCCCCGUCCAAUGGAAACGGCUCUGGCCAUCGGAGAGGUGAAGGGAAGAAAAAUGCCAAAAAGCGGCACUCAUUCACAGCACUGUCUGUCAGCCAGAGAGCAGCCCAACUUAACAACAGACACAGUAUGGAGAUCUCCCACCCGGUCCUCAUCAGCUCCUCUGACCCCAGGGCUGCUGCACGCAUCCAGGAUGCAUCUUCCCCGGGUCCCUCUCCCUCCUCGGCAGGGGUACUGGUGCCUCCAAAAGUGGCAUCCAUAACCUCUGAGCUGCUGGCCCAUGCCAAGGUGCAGCUGCCACUCAACAUAUACCUAGCUCUGUACGCCUACAAGCCCCAGAAGGCUGACGAGCUUGAACUUAGGAAAGGAGAGAUGUAUCGGGUGACAGAGAAGUGUCAAGAUGGAUGGUUCAAAGGCACGUCACUGAGAACCGCAGCCUCUGGCGUCUUCCCAGGGAACUACGUCACCCCCGUGUCCAGGGCUCCUUUUGGAGUCGGUGCUUCUCGGGGCUCCUGCCUGUCCAGUCCAGUAAGUGGAGGAGGAGGAGGAAGUGGGUGUAGUAAAAUCUCAGACCCGUCGUCCCCAGGGUCCCCGGGGCCCUCUUCAUCUCGUCCCUCCACCCCACUGGUAACCUCAGCCAACUCUGUUAACACCGUCAGUCCCGCCUCGUCGCCACAAACUGCCGCCGCCCAGCUGAAGAACUGCCUGCGCUCCAGCCAGCACACAGUUAACCAAGCACGCACCUCAAUGCAGCUGGUGCACAGUCCCCCUGCUGGAAGUCCAGAGCGCCCCAUGGUGGCCAUAUCUCCCCUGCGUCCUCAGAUCUCCUCUCCCUCACGUUGCCCGGGCCAAUCAGGACGCCCUCUCUCCAUGGUCUCUCCAGGACCCAGCUUAGGGCCCUCACCGCUCUCAUCCCCAGCCUCGCGGCCCCUCCUCCCCCUCUCGUCUCCUCUUUCCUGCCUCACACCUCCAAAUGUGUCAGCGGCGCUCCUUAAUGGGGAACCAGGAAGUCCACUGCAAACGCCAUCCCCAGGACCCUCCCACGUCACCACGCAGGGUGGCCUUGCCCCCAAAACAGAGAAGAAGGAGAGGAAAGCAGGAGGUUUGUUAAAGCUGUUGUCGGGUGCGGCAGCAAAGAAGAAGCCUCGUUCACCACCUUCGUCCCCGCCCACCCACGAUCCCUCCUUGGCUGGCCAAGGCGCAGUGGCCACCGACCCCACCCACCAUCCUCACCACCAUCACCACCAUGCCCGCUCAGGUUCCUGUCCGAUGGCGUCGCAGGGGCGGGCGGGCUCGUGUCCAAUCGAGAGUGACAUGGCGGGCGCAAUAGGGCUGGAGCCUCUACACAGGAAGUCCGGCUCACUGGAUACCAACUUCCCCUUGUCGCCCCCGGCAACACGCGCUGGCAAUGCUCUGAUGGUCCUCCGGCCUGAACCCAAACCACUGUCCAGAGAGAGGUAUCGUGUGGUGGUGCCCUAUCCACCCCAGAGCGAGGCGGAGAUCGAGCUGCGGGAAGGGGACGUGGUGUUCGUGCAUAAGAAGAGAGAGGAUGGUUGGUACAAAGGCACCCUGCAGAGGACGGGACAGACCGGCCUGUUUCCCGGCAGCUUCGUCGAGGGCUUCUGAACUGGAAAAAGCAAGAGCCCACACUGUUCCCAUUUCUGAGUCUCAAAAAAGGAAAAAAAAAAAAAAAAAGAAAAGACACACACAAGCUACCACUUGAGCUUCUUAC